CGUGUUGAGUUCAAAAGUUCAGUGACCUUUAACCUUGCAAAAUGUGUGCGGAUUUUGCAGAGGACAAGGCGCGGGUGCUUGGCGGAGUAGACCUGAGCAGGAAAGGUAGUGUGGACGCCGCCAUCUUGCCUCUGGUGGGCUACUUAAACCGCCUGGACUGUUACUACUCCACCAGCUCAUGCUCUGGACGACUAGUGCUCUUUGCAGAGGUUGGCUUUCUCACGCGCACGCGCAAAUUGAGCCCCGCCCAUUCAGUUUGCGCGUGCGUGUGUGGAAGCACGUAGGGCACCUCUUCACCAACUGUAGGGCGAAGAGCAGAGAAAGAAAGGUUGCAGCUGGCUGCUGGUAUCACAUGAUCCUCUGGAACCAGCCCAGCUGGAGGAGGCACUGAGGUGUGAAAGACUAGGAGAACACACAGGAUAUGUCUACUUCAAGUUUGAGCCUUUUGUGCUGCAUGUGAUGUGUGCCACCCUCUCUGAUGCAAGACUCAUGCUGCAGACGGCGGUUGCGUCUGGGUUUCGUAACUCAGGUCUGUCGUGUGGGAAGAAGGAGAGGUGGAUGGUUGCAGUUAGUCCGCAGCACACACUCGCUGGAGGUGCCGCUGGCCCACGACAAUACACUCCUCACUACCACUGAGUACCGCAGACAUGUUGUGGAUAUUGGGAAUGCCAAACUGAGGGAAAACUUGCAGAGAGUUGACAGGUUCCACAGGGAGUUGACUGGUGCAAUAGAGAGGAGAGACCGUGAUAUCAACAUAGAGAAGAAGAUCAAGUCUUACACCGGUAGACGAAAAACGACCAAACCAAGUGAUUCACCUCAGCCAUCUCAGCUCAUAGAAAAUGAAAGUGACACUGACGACGAAAUAGCAACUCUAUUUAGCUAGUAAUUAUACUCAAAUUUAUGAAACAGUGCCAACAUGAC
Geodia barretti is the source of this 921-nucleotide messenger RNA. The record is from the annotation of a GenBank genome assembly. NCBI's taxonomy places the organism in Eukaryota, Metazoa, Porifera, Demospongiae, Tetractinellida, Geodiidae.